Messenger RNA from Soboliphyme baturini, 1545 nucleotides. The record is from the annotation of a GenBank genome assembly. NCBI's taxonomy places the organism in Eukaryota, Metazoa, Nematoda, Enoplea, Dioctophymatida, Soboliphymatidae.
AUGGAGAGAUACCUGCUGGACAGGGACCUAUACCUAUCUGGAAAUUUCGAUGAACCGGAAGUGACACGCUGCGACGAAGAUGAAGAAGCAUCUACUGAUUUUGUUCGUGAGUUUUCGAUGAUGAACCAUCGUCCAAAGGUUAAUCACUCCUGCAGCAAAAAUAUCGGUCACAUUCUCACCUAUGCUAUAGACGAUGAAGUGUUUAUGGAAGAUUCAGAAGAAUCCGACGAUGCAAGUGUGAUCUCUUGUAUCCAGAGUACCGAUGCCUCAGUCCAAAUGUGCCUUACUGACGAAUGCAGUCAACCGAGUCACGUUGGUAACGAUGGCGGUGGUGAAGGUUCGACAGCCGCAUCCGGUGGGAAUUUGUCGUCUUGGACAUCGUCAGUUACCUCAUCGCAACGUUACGCAUGGGAUCCGUUAUUUUCUGCCGACGAAGAUGGCUUCAACUCGUUUUCGAACGUGUUCACCUACGGUUACGAUGAUGCAGAUACUGCUCUGGCAACCUUGACUCCGGACUGCGAUCAAAACUGGUCGAGUUCGGAAGCUAGUCAGAACAGCCGUGAUCCCUCAGAAUGGUCUCUGUUCAUGUCCAAGCGGUCGGAGAACCAUAGUCAGCUGUUCAGUGAAUUCGAUCAGAUUCAAGGCGACCUGUGGAAACUAAAGAUGGAUGUCAAUCAGCUGGACUUUGAAUGCAAUAGGUAUAUGACUAAACGCGCAGAAGUGGAUUUCGCUAAACUCUACCGGUCGGUGCGCCUGUCGGACUCAGACGCACAGUUUAGCUGCUCUUCCGAUAGCCUGUCUUUGUCGAACGAUGGUUCUUCGCAUAGCAACGCAGUCCUUGCCAUAAAACACUGCUCACUUUCGGAACCCUGUCUUUGCGGUCAUUCGUCAGAUGUAUAUAUGCGUGCGAGAAACGUUUCUGCGCCUUACUCGGCGAAUCGCUCCUCCUCUUUAAAGCUGCGUCGUCUAAAGGAGACGAAAUCGCUCACUUACGAUCCCGGUCUUCCGAUCGGACCUGGACUCGGCGUCAGUGUUUCCGAUUCCUACCAUACGCAAAUAUCAGUCGACAUCGCGCCGUCGGACUCUGCUUCUGAUCAUGCAUCAAGAAAGGCGAUGUUCAAUUCGAACAGCUUUGUCGAGUCUUUCAUAUCCACAGAUCUGCACAGCAGUGACUCGUCUGACGAUAGCGAAACCCUGAAGCAGAAUGAUUUCCAGUAUCCACCACUGUCAACGCAUGGAUCAGAGUCACGAAUCAGCGAAGAAUUUUCUUCCAGCUUGUCACUUGAAUCGAGCGAUUUGGAGUGGGAGGAAUGCGCCGACUGGACGAUGCCUGACACUAUCGAUAGAUCCAGUGAGCUACGUGUCAUUCGCCAACUUCCAGCUCUUUCCGUUCAGUGUCUGAAUGAAGUACUUCGUGACUUCCUCUUCGAUGUCGACAGACUCAGUCAAGUAAGUGUAGUGCCAUUUUGUUCCUACCGCGUGAAGAUCAAAGGUCUGCUUUUUGUUCCAGUUUUCCAGUUGUUUUUCGUUACAUCCUUCCUCUGA